Sphaerodactylus townsendi is the source of this 4067-nucleotide messenger RNA. RefSeq lists its product as uncharacterized. Lineage: Eukaryota; Metazoa; Chordata; Lepidosauria; Squamata; Sphaerodactylidae. The transcript is spliced from 8 exons. The record is from RefSeq and is a predicted model, not a curated record. Gene Ontology annotation, cellular component: nuclear body. Bases 2026 to 3750 code for a protein of 574 amino acids. Gene Ontology annotation, biological process: positive regulation of DNA-templated transcription.
AUUUCUUCUGGAGAUGCUGGGCGCGAAGGGGGUGGCGGAGAAGAGGUGGGCAUGGACUUGGGGGGCUCCUUGCAGGGAGCAGCAGGAGAGAGUGAGAGAUCCCGGCACAGGGAUGAGAGAUCCCCGAAACACCUGGCGCGGGAAGGGGGGAUCCUGGCACGCGGGGUGUUUUCGUGAUGUAUUUUUCACUCUCCCGGCUGUCCAGGAUAAGCAGAUUAGUCAGAAGGCUUAAUAUUGCAGAAAAGAAGCGACCAGAAGUUGCCCCCGAGUCUCUUCAGUUGGGGUGAAAUUUACCAGUACUAAAUAUUCCCUUUUUUGCCUCUUUCGGUUCCUGAUAAUUGCCGGCAGCCUCUUCCUCCGCCUCCUCCCCAUCUUUGCUUCGCAUCUGGCACGGUCUCCAGUUCAGGUUGCCAAUCUCUAGGUGGUACCUGGAGAUCUUCUGGUACUACAACUGGACCCAACUGAGGCCGUGGCCCUCCCCUCAGCCAGGAUUUUUUUACUGGGAGAUUGGGGGCAAGUGAGUAUAUCUGGGGGGACCAUCCAUUACUAUUUACACAGUAGACCCAUUUUCUACUUGAGACACAAGGUGGAUUACAUAGGAUAAAGUAAUGUAAUCAAAUAGCACAAGAGAUCUCUUAAGUAAUGCAACAGGACUGGGGGUACAAGAAUUCCAAAAGUGCAGAAGCCAGGAUCACAAAAAAUAAAUAAAUAAAAACUCCUUCAGGAAGGCUAGAGACUGGAAUCCUCUUCCUUGAGCUUUUUAAUUUUCAACAGCCAAAAAUAAAACCCCAUCCCAGUUCCCCUGCAUUGCUAAGGGAAAACUUUACUCUCCCUAUUUUCAAAUGAGCAUAAUUUGCUCAGUUUAGGUAACCAAAGCAUUUUCUACUCUCUUUUGAAACUUAUAUCCUUCACAUUUUCAGCAACCCCCAAAUGUUUCUGUUCCUAAAAAUCAAAGAGAGGUCUCUAGCGAUUGUCAAGGGCUGGAAACUUUUGCUUCUCUUUUCUCAAAAGAAUAGAACUUGUUGAGUUUAGAAAUCAAAGCAAUAUCUUGAAAUAUGUUAGUAGUCAUCCUUUUGAUAUUUACAUUCUUAACAUUUUCAGCAAACCCUACUUUGGCUGGCGUAUGGCCCAAAGGGACAAACUCAGUUAAAAGGUUCAAUAAAAUAGCAUUGGGAUCUUUAGAAAUUUUAAAAUUAGUCAUGUGAUGGAUUUCACUAAUAACAAUAUCCUCCAAGUUUUGAACAUGGCUAUUGCUUAUUUAUUCAUCUUGUCUCUUCCUUUUUGUAACCUUUUCAGGCCUUUUGGUUUUCCUCAAUGAAAUUCUCCCAUCAUAAACAGCCAGUGGAUUUAACAAUGUUGGAGAUAAGUCCAGAGUCACCCAAUGAGAUUCCAUGGCAGUGUGUGUAUUUGAAUCCGGAUCUCCCAAAUCCUAGGCCAGCACAUUCAUUGCAUCACUAGGGCCCUUUCCGCACAUGCAGAAUAAUGCACUAUCAAUCCACUUUCAAUGCACUUUGCAGCUGUGCGGAAUAGCAAAAUCCACUUGCAAACAAUUGGGAAAGUAGAUUGAAAGUGCAUUAUUCUGCAUGUGUGGAAGGGCCCAGGUUGUCUUUCAGUCAUGCAUACGCACUCUGUUUUUGUGAGGCCACAUAACUUCAUGCAGGUUAAAAAAACUAGAGCAGAAAUGAGCAGAUGUGAAGCUGUAAUGGGAAGGGGGAGCUCCUGUGCUUGAUACAUUAUGCAGGUGCUUUUCUUUGUGUUUAUUCUGGAACUGUUAAACCGUAUUAUUGUGGGCACAGUAUCAGUCAGUCUAUGGCAGCUUGCAAUGAAUUCCAGGCAGGGUUUAAAGAAAUUGGACCCAAAAGAAGCCUGGUUAGGCACGUUUUCUAAAUACGGCUUGGAAUUGUUUUCAAAGGUGUCACCACUCUGAUUUUCCUAGAUUACUUGUGACUUGUGAAAAAACAUGUUGAACUUUUCUUGCCAUUCAUUUGAUGUAUUCUCUACCCCCAUUGACUCGCCAAUUGGAUUAUGCUUCCUUGUGUGAAGAGAAAGAUGAACAGUGGAAAUCCUCCUUCAGGGCCCCCCAGGUCCUUUGUGGAGGUGGCCGUUUUCUUCACGAAGGAGGAAUGGGCUCUGCUGGAUCCGGCCCAAAGAGUCCUGUACUGGGAAGUCACGCAUGAGAAUUACGAGACAGCAGUUUCUCUGGGACUUUGGGUUCCUGAACCAUUCGUUGAUUCUCAGUACCAUCCAACAGAAAAGUGGUUGCUCCAGAGCGAUGAAGAAUCGGACAAAUGUGCUGUUGUCCCCUUUUCAGGACUUUGGGUUCCUGAACCAUUCGUUGGUUCUCAGCACCAUCUAACAGGAAAGUGGCUCCUCCAGAGCGAUGAAGAAUCGGACAGGUGUGCCAUUGUCCCCUUGUCAGGAGGGAGCUCUGCAAAGGGGCCAGGCAGAGGUGUGGCGUGGAAGGAGGCCGAAACCAGGGACCUGAUUGGGCUCUGGGGAAAGCCGACGGUCCAGCAAACCCUGAAAAAAACCAUCAGGAACUUGGAAGUGUUUGCAAAGGUGGCUGCAGACAUGAGGAGUCGUGGUCACAACAGGACUGCCGUCGAGUGCCGCAACAGGACGAAGACACUGAGGCGGGAUUUCAAACGCGUGGUGCAGCACAACAGGGUCCCUGGCAACAAGAAGAAGACCAUGCCCUUCUAUGAGGAGCUGGACGUGAUUAUCAGGCACGCCCCCCCAUCAUGCGAAACACAGAGUGUGGCGUGCACGAGGACGACGGGGUACUUCCUCCAGCCUCCCCACCCCUGUGAGUUUCAGAGCCUCUUCCCAGCAAUCAGCGGAAUGGACAUUCGCGCUUCUCCACCAAGUCCCAUGAACUUGGGGGCUCCCAACGACCUACUGCUUGACUCAGAGUCAGCGCGGAUUGAUGAGGCAAUUCUGCUGGCUCAGCCAGUUGGAGAGGAGUGUCAACCUGCGGGGACCUCCCAAGCAGAGGCGCCUGGUGACUCAUCCAAUGAAAGAACCUCCAGCGCUCAGCCAGUAGGAGAAGAAUAUCAACCUGCGGGGACCUCACAAGCACAGGCGCAUGGUGACUCAUCAAAUGAAAGAACCUCUAGCGGCCAAACUAGAUCAAUGCCAGCCAUGGAGACGAGCCCAGAGCGCAAGGCGUUGUUGGAGAAGAGGAGGCAGCGGCGAGUUGGUGUUCUCUCGGACCUCGGCCACCAGCUCCUAGAACAAGGCGCUGCGGAUGCGGAAGAGGCCAGGCAGGAGAGGCGGGAGAGGCGUUGGGCCAUGGACAGACACUUUGAAUUGAUGCUCGGCAUUCGUGGAGCUCUUGAUAGGGGUUUUGCUGCAGUUGAGGCUCUGACUAGCAUACUUACUUCAAAGUUGACGAGUCAGGACCCGGUGCCCCAAGACAAGCGCCCUGCGCCAUCCUGUGCAUUGCCGGGUGGUGAUGCGUGGCCAACCCUGGCCGAGGACACACCCCAACUCCCAACUCCAUCGGGGAAUUUUUCCGAUCCCCUCCACCCCGUCCCAGAAAGUCAGCCAACCGUUUUGCUGGGUGCAUCGUUGCUCAGAUCCCAGUUGGCAGCACACGACUCAAACCCUGGCUCGCAUGGUGUGCGUUCAAGUUCUACCAUCCCAGGAGCUGGUGAGGGUGCUCUGCUCCCCCCUGGCACCCAGAGCACCCCGCAGGCUGGACAGCAGGAAGAGUUUGGGACAAACCAGCCCAAGACAGGGGCAGCGUAAUCAGGAGCGCUCAGACAAGACGGCGUCGGGCAAGCGGGCAACGAAAGUUAAGUGUGUCCUGGACAUGUAGGUGGGGUGGGGUGUUCCAGACUGGUGACCACCAUUGUCCUGGUUUCCCACCACAUUGGGACCUGUCUGGUGUGCCGUUGUCUACUUGACUGUUCUGUUUUCCAGGUUUUCACAAGUUUUGUCAAUCUUACAGUUUAGCUAUAGGGGCUUGUAGUUUUUUGGCGGUUAACACAAGCCUCCUGCGGUUUGCACAUGUUUUUCUGUGGUUCAGAAAAGAGUUUCCUAUGGUUAAUAAAAACUUUUGUAUC